AUGCUUUUAUUAUAUUUUGAUUCCGACGAGCAGUGGCCGCGAGCAUGGCGUGAAUUGUCGACAUGUGAGGAUCGCGUGACACUUUUGACCAACCACUCGGAUAACCAUCAGAUUAUUUUCCUCAACCCAUAUGUCCCAGAUAGCGUCGGAAAUGGGCGAUGUGUGAUAGUGCAGGAUGCGUUGAAAGAGAAUUGGAUCUCGUGCUCCGGAACUCGCAUUUUCCGAUCUGCAAGAAGUCGCUGGUGGUUCUUAGCUCUUGCGAAUUGUGACCCAAAUGAAGAUGAGGAACGAAGGAUGUACAAUAAUGAAUCAAUUGGAAUAUAUGCUGAGUUUGCGCUUACGAUGACAAACGGAUUGCCUUCAGAGAUUCUGAAAUAUCAAUUUUCUAUUGACGAAUGGCUAAUCCUACCAUCUGAUACCUUCUUCUUUGCUCUACAAAUGAUUUUGAUUGUUAUUGUGAUGUUUAUAGGAAAAAGCCUAUCCACCCGUCGUCUAUAUCACAACAUUUAUCGCAUGUGCGCUCAUUCCAUAAUCGGGAACACAAUUGGAUUAGCUUUCUUGGUCACCAACUAUGUCAUUUACGCAAUGGACGGAAUCGGACUACCGAUUAUACUCGCGUUCGGGGAGUUUAUACGCGCGCUGGCUGACAUGCUUUUUAUGUACAUGUGUCUUGUACUUGCGCGUGGAUUGAACGUCACCAAGAUGCGAUUGACUACGUUCGACAAAUUCUUCCUGGUUAUUAUGUUCUUUGUAUUCAUCUUAUCGUACCUAGCAAUGCAGUUCUGGGAAAUUAAGUACUUUGAUCCAGCUAUGGUAUUUGCGAAAUCCGAAUCCCUACCAGGAUACUUGUUAGCUCUCUGGCGUCUCACCGCGUGGGUCUUCUUUGUGAUAGCCUGCCAGUUAUCCAAAAAUGACUCUCCAACAAAAGCGGCAUUUUUCACUAGUUUCGCAUUAUUGAUGACACCAUGGUUCUGGGCCCCACCGAUCUUUGUAAUCGUCGCGAACUUCUUUCUCAACAACUGGGUGCGAGCGGAAGUGGUGAACAUUGUGGAAAAUUGCGUCACCUUCUACGGAUAUAUUGUUUUCCUGUAUUUGUCACGUCCGUCUGAUAACAAUCAGAAUUUUCCAUUCCAUAUCAGAACUACACAGGUUGAUGUUGACACUGGAUUUGAUCCACAAACCGCAUAUGCUCAAAACACUGCAGAAACUAACACCAAUGAUGGAAUGCAUGGAGUUAUAGAGAUGACCGUUCGGAACAAAGGUGGUGUACAUGCCGCAAGCGAAGAAGUGGAUCGUGGAAUCAUCGAAAGGCCGCAAAUCAGUUCUAGUUAA
Messenger RNA from Caenorhabditis briggsae, 1332 nucleotides. Gene Ontology annotation, biological process: G protein-coupled receptor signaling pathway; response to pheromone. The record is from RefSeq and is a predicted model, not a curated record. The coding region runs from base 1 to 1332 and encodes 443 amino acids. The transcript has 12 exons. NCBI's taxonomy places the organism in Eukaryota, Metazoa, Nematoda, Chromadorea, Rhabditida, Rhabditidae.